AUAUAUUUAUAUAAUAAUAUUUACAUUGACCUGCGUUAUAUAAAAAAUCAAGUCUUCUGAGCAUUAAUUCACAAUACUUGUUUAGCUAUGGCAUUGACGCACAGUUUCUUUUUUGGUGUCCUAUAUUUAUCUUUUACUGUAUUAAAUAUUUUAGCUGAUGGUGAAUGUGAUCCAUCAACUUGUCCAGGACCUUUACAAUACUACAAAGAUCUUAAGUGUAAGCCAAUUUACAAGACUCCAGAUAGUUGUUGUCCUUAUAAAUUUGAUUGCGAUCAUUUAAAAUUGAGGUCAAAAGAAAAAUGUAUUGUUAACGAUCACGAAUAUGCGAAAGGAGAUUCACUUAAAGAUGAAGACGCAAAUCCUUGUGAUAUUUCUUGUACAUGUGAUGAAACUCUUGGAGUAGCACAAUUUUCCUGUGCUGCAGUAGAUUGCCCUGAAGAUGGUUACAUAAAUGAAACAUGUUAUGCACGACAGAAUGCUGCUGAUUGUUGUGGAGGUGAAAUAGUUUGUCCCGAAAACCCGGAAGAUAGACCAACGUGUGAAGUAGAUGGUAAAAUUUAUAAAGAUGGUGAAUACUUUAAGCCGUCAUCGGAACCAAAUAAAAACUGCUAUUGUGGUCCUGGUUACACAGGACAAAAUAUUGAGCCUUUUUGUAAAACAAACGCAUAUGAAUGUGGAGCAGAAUUACACCAUGCUUAUGAAAUUUAUAAUGAUUGUGUGCCGACUUACUAUAGUUCUCAAUCACCACAAAAUGAUUGUAGUGUUGCUUACAGAUGCCAAAAUGACAAAGAUGAAGUUAUUAAACGACUUAAGACACCUGAAGAUCCUGAAAUGGAUGUGACUUGUAAAUUUGGUAAUUUGAUAAUGAAUUAUGGAGAUGAACUUAAUCAAGCUACCGGUUACAGUUCAGUGUGUGUUAAAUGUGUUUGUGAAGUGGGUCCAGUUCCUACUUGUCAACGUUUACCUGACAGCGAAUGUGACGUUACAGUUCAUCCACCUUUUGAUGAAUAGCCUUAAUUGUCAAAA
This is a messenger RNA of Microplitis mediator, 1026 nucleotides long. Its product is annotated as kielin/chordin-like protein. The record is from RefSeq and is a predicted model, not a curated record. The transcript is spliced from 7 exons. The coding region runs from base 88 to 1011 and encodes 307 amino acids. NCBI's taxonomy places the organism in Eukaryota, Metazoa, Arthropoda, Insecta, Hymenoptera, Braconidae.